This is a messenger RNA of Pan troglodytes (chimpanzee), 825 nucleotides long. Its product is annotated as keratinocyte-associated transmembrane protein 2-like. The transcript has a single exon. Bases 1 to 810 code for a protein of 269 amino acids. Lineage: Eukaryota; Metazoa; Chordata; Mammalia; Primates; Hominidae. The record is from RefSeq and is a predicted model, not a curated record.
AUGGUUGCUGCUGCCCUGAGGAGGAUGAGGGGGCCCGCACAAGCAAAACUUCUGCCCAGGUCGGCCAUCCAAGCCUUUGCGGGGCUGGUGGGGCCGCUGGUCUUGGCGCUCCUCCUUGUGUCCGCCACUCUAUCCAGUGUUGUAUCAUGGACUGAUUCACUGAUUCAAUCUGUACUCAACUCAGAUAUUUCUACCCCAAAUGUGAAUGCUUUAACACAUGAAAAACAAACCAAAUCUUCUAUUUCCCAAAUCAGUACCACCCUCCCUCCCACAAUGAGUACUGAGAAAAGUGGAGGAGCAUCUGUGGCCCCUCAUCCCUCACCUACACCUCUGUCUCAAGAGGAAGCUGAUAACAAUGAAGAUCCUAGCACAGAGGAGGAGGAUCUUCUCACGCUGAACAGUUCUCCAUCCACAGCCAAAGACACUCUGGACAGUGGCAAUUAUGGAGAACCAGACUAUGACUGGACCACGGGCCACAGGGAUGACGACGAGUCUGAUGACACCUUGGAAGAAAACAGGGGUUACAUGGAAAUUGAACAGUCAGUGAAAUCUUUUAAGAUGCCAUCCUCAAAUAUAGAAGAGGAAGACAGCCAUUUCUUUUUUCAUCUUAUUAUUUUUGCUUUUUGCAUUGCUAUUGUCUACAUUACAUACCACAAAAAAAGGAAGAUUUUUCUUCUGGUUCAAAGCAGAAAAUGGCGUGAUGGCCUUUGUUCCAAAACAGUGGAAUACCAUUGCCUAGAUCAGAAUGUUAAUGAGGCAAUGUCUUCUUUGAAGAUUACCAAUAAUUAUAUUUUUUGCCCUGUGAUUUGAGUUUGCUUAUUAUGU